Molecule: messenger RNA, 1554 nt
Organism: Nematocida ausubeli
Lineage: Eukaryota; Fungi; Microsporidia
Exons: 1
Coding region: 1-1554 (517 amino acids)
Source: RefSeq, a predicted model, not a curated record
AUGAGAAUUAGACUUCUGAUUUUAGGACUCAGGCUAUAUAGCGUAUCAGCAGUAGGAAUAGAAGAAAAAGAAAAAAAUCUCAACAUGAUAAAAGAAUCUUUUGAAAGUGCUAUAGAGAGCCAUGCGCAGAUGAAAGAUAGGAUGCAGGUAAUGACUGCAGGUUAUAAGCAGUUAUAUAAAAGUAGAACAUCUGAGUUUUCAAAAUUUGAUGAAAAGUCCAAUAAGAUUGAAAAGAUAGUAUCUGAGAUAGAACAGAAGAUAGAGCAUUGCAGCAGCAUAAAAAGCUCUGGAAAUGCAUUAUCAAAUAGAAACUCUGCAGAGACGGAAGAGUAUACUACAAAUCAAGAAUAUAGUACAGAUGAAGAAUACACUACUGCAGGGGAAGAGGAAUACGUUACAGGAGAUGAGGACGGCAAUGAAAGAAAAAAAAGUAAUCAUCAUGUCCCUUCAAGGGAGAGUAUUGAUUGCAAUGAAAACUUCUUAAAUACUCUGGCUGCAUCUAUUACAAAUUUGGAGAGAGAGCUAUCCCCUUUGAGAAGCACAUAUGUGCAUUACAUGAAGAAGUGCCUGAACUAUAAGUCUACAGAGAAAACCACAUUGUAUAAGAUGUGUCUUGCUGGAUGCCCUUUUGCAGAGACGCUUGUUUACUUUGGCGUUCUGAAGUCUAAAAACGAAUAUUCCAGUUGGCAAGCACAGCCUUCUAAUCUAAACUUUUUAAAGGACGAGUUUAACGGUAGAGUAGAUAUAGCGAGGAUCAGGAAGUUUUGCAAAGAGCUUUGGCAGAAUACUCAAAUCAAAAGGAUGCCUUUAGUAGAGGCUCUAGAUGAAGGAUACUCUACUAUUCUUGGUGGGAUGUUCAAAUCAGAUAGAAUAAGCAAGGAGAAGAUUUGUCAGAUUCUUGAUGACUACAAUGAUAUAUAUGCAGGGCUUCCCAUUGAAAGAGAUAGCCUUUCCUCAACUGAUAUAGUCAACAUACUUGCCUUCAAAGUGCACUUAUCUGGAGUAGACAAGAAGGUAUACUCAGCCUCCAAUCGAUUCUGCAAUGCGAUUAUAAACACAAUUGAGUACAUGAUAAAAACAAACAAUCUGGCGCGCGCGAAGAUUAACAUCAAAAGCAUGGCUGAUCUAUGCCAAAGCCUCAUGCAUGGAAGGGAAUUCAACAAUUCUGCGGAUUCUGCUGUAGACAUUGAGGUGGAGGACUCUAUGUUCAACAAAGUGUGCAAAUUAACUAGAGAUCUACGUAUUAUCGAUGUAUACACCAAUGAGAGUAUCUGUAUGUAUCUUGCAAUGCAUCCUGCCUAUCAUCUGCUUAAAAUCAUCGAUGUUACCACUGAAAAGAUAGAAAGCAAGGAUUCAUACAGAGCAUGUAUAAAGAUAGCCCCUAUUCAUAGUAUACGGAGAAAAUCUACUGCUCGAAUUUCACCAAUGCUAAUGCUAUUGGUAGAUGCACAGUCAAUUGAAUUUACAUCACCUGAAAACACUCCAAAGAACCUGGCUGAUUUAAUUAAACGACUAUCAGAUGGCCUAAAGUUGCCAUAUUGCAGUCAAGUAUAG